GGCGCAGCCAAUCACACUUCGGGGGCGGGGCUGGGGAGGGGGCUCGCUGGGCCAGGGGAGGGGGCUCCGGCCCUCGAAGGUCUCCGGAGCGGCGACCGGCGAGCCAUGGCGCUGGGGCUGCAGCGCGUGAGGUCGAGCACAGAGCUACGCAAGGAGAAGUCCCGGGAUGCGGCCCGCAGCCGGCGCAGCCAGGAGACCGAGGUGCUGUACCAGCUGGCGCACACGCUGCCCUUCGCGCGCGGGGUCAGCGCCCACCUGGACAAGGCUUCCAUCAUGCGCCUCACCAUCAGCUACCUGCGGAUGCACCGCCUCUGUGCUGCAGGGGAGUGGAGCCAGGUGGGCGAGCCGCUGGAUGCCUGCUACCUGAAGGCCCUGGAGGGCUUUGUCAUGGUGCUCACCGCCGAGGGAGACAUGGCUUACCUGUCGGAGAAUGUCAGCAAACACCUGGGCCUCAGUCAGCUGGAGCUCAUUGGGCAUAGCAUCUUUGACUUCAUCCACCCCUGUGACCAAGAGGAGCUCCAGGAUGCCCUGACACCCCGGCCAAGCCUGUCCAGGAAGAAGGUAGAGGCCCCCACAGAGCGGUGCUUCUCCUUGCGAAUGAAGAGCACUCUCACCAGCAGGGGGCGCACCCUCAACCUCAAGGCAGCCACCUGGAAGGUGCUGCACUGCUCUGGACACAUGAGAGCCUAUAAGCCCCCCCCACGGACAUCCCCAUCCGGGAGCCCCAGCAUGGAGCCCCCUCUGCAAUGCCUGGUGCUCAUCUGUGAAGACAUCCCCCACCCUGGCAGCCUGGAGCCCCCGCUGGGCCGGGGGGCCUUCCUCAGCCGUCACAGCCUGGACAUGAAGUUCACCUACUGCGAUGAGAGGAUCGUGGAGGUCGCCGGCUACAGGCCCGAUGACCUGAUUGGCUGUUCGGCCUACGAGUACAUCCAUGCACUGGACUCAGAUGCAGUGGCCCAGAGCAUCCACACCUUGUUGAGCAAAGGUCAGGCAGUCACCGGGCAGUACCGCUUCCUGGCCCGCAGCGGCGGCUACCUGUGGACCCAGACCCAGGCCACCGUGGUGUCGGGGGGUCGAGGCCCCCAGUCUGAGAGCAUCGUCUGCGUCCACUUCCUGAUCAGCCGUGUGGAAGAGACCGGAGUGGUGCUGUCCCUGGAACAAACGGAGCGACAUUCUCGCAGACCCAUUCAGAGGGGCACCCCCUCUCAGAAGGACACCCCUAAUCCUGGGGAAAGCCUUGACACCUCCAGACCCCGGAUCCUGGCCUUCCUGCACCCCCCUGCCCUGAGCGAGGCUGCCCUGGCCGCUGACCCCCGCCGUUACUGCAGCCCAGACCUCCGCCGCCUUCUGGCGCCCAUUCUGGACGGGGGUCCCGCAGCCACCGCCCUCAGCGCACCCCCAGCCCGGCGUCCCCCCCGAAGUCCUCUUCCGGCAGACCUCCCGGAUGACCUGCUCAUGAGCAUGGAGCCAGCACACAGACUCUUGGCUUCCAGGAAAGACCUGGAGGCGGUGGAGACAGAUCUGGAUAUCACUCGGGACGUUGAUGCCUUAGACUUGGAGAUGCUGGCCCCCUACAUUUCCAUGGAUGACGACUUCCAGCUCAGCUCCAGCGAGCAGCUGCCCCGGGCCUAUCGCAGGCCUCCAGGAACCGUUCCUCGGCCCCGAGCUCGAAGCUUCCACGGCCUGUCACCCCCAACCCCUGAGCCCUCCUUGCUGCCCCGAUGGGGGAGUGACCCCCGGCUGAACUGCUCCAGUCCAUCCAGAGCGGACCCCUCGGCGUCCUCCCCCACGACUGGGGCUCGGAAAAGAUCCCUGGCCCAGAGCUCCGAAGACGACGAGGCUGAGGGGGCGGAGCUGCUGGGAGUGAGGCCUCCCAAACGUGCCCCCAGCUCAGAACCCGAGCACUUCCUGCUGCCUCCUCUCAGUCUGAGUUUCCUCCUAACAGGUGGAAGGGCCCCAGGAUACCAGCAGAACCCCAGCACCCCUCUCCUGGAAAUGAAUGAACCCUUGGGUCUGGGCCCCUCGUUGCUCUCUCUCUACCCAGAUGAGGACACCACCCACCCCCGAAGCCACUUCCAGCCAUCAGCAGGCUUGGCCAACUGAGCCAGCCCCCCACUUCCCAUCUCCUUUCUCCCCCCAAGAAAGCCCUCAACCACACUCCAACCCAGCAGCCAAUGCACAGGAUGGGGGUUCUGGGAGAAGACUCCCUCUCUCCUCUCAGUGCCCCCCUGCCCACCUUGGGCCUACCUCAGCCCCUACCCCUCUGGCUGUCCCCAUCUGGGGGCUCUUUGGGGUGAUCUCAGCUCAGUGACCUCGGGGAGGGGGGUCCAUGACCCCCUUUUCCUCCUCUUCUCAGGAUUUCUUUAGGGCUCUCAGUACUGGUUCACUCCUCUCUUUCCUGAGCUCCCUGGACUUUAUUUUGAGUAACGAGGGGUGGGGGAGGUUGGGGUUCAGAUCUGUGUUUCUUGGAGCUCUGGCGGAGGGUUGAUCAUCACAGUCACAUUUCUUUCCUUGUCUUCCUUUCAUCAAGAAAGAUCCCCGCUCAUGACUAUUAAUUGACCCAGGUUACUAAGAAUGUGGGAUUCUGAUCUCACCCCUGCCCCUCAGGUGUCAAUGGGGAGGGGGUCCUCUGGGCCAGACCUCACCCUCCCAGAAACUUCUAAUGGAGCUCUCAGUCUCCCAACUCUCCCUCCUUAUUCUUCCCUGGCCUCCCACUGCCCUCAGCCUCAUCUGGACACUGACUUGAUUUGUGGGCUUCCUAUCAACAGUCCGGUGUAGCUUCCACUUCCCCUCUGCUUCCAGACCACACAACCCUUGACUUCCUCUGGUUCUAGACUGAGAAACUUCCCUUACCUUUUGCAAGUCCACACCACACAGCCUCCAACACUCUCUGGGCUGGAGGCUGCACAACCUCCUAUGUGGUGGUUUGGGCCUGGAGUCCUCCAGAGAGUUCCAGACCCCGCAGUCUUUAGCUCUUCCUUGUUCUGGACCUAACUACCUCCAGCUCUGUUUUCAGCCUGGUUCUAGACUUCACAACUUCUAACUGUCCCUGACUUUGGAGCCUAUAACCACCAGAAUUCUCUGAUUCUUCUUAGAACUCACUUUCCAACACCCUCUGCUUCUAGAUGCCUCCCCAUAAUCCCCCUGGCUUAGAUGUAACAUGCUCCUAUCCCUGCUGACUCCAGGCCUUAUGACUGAUGACGAUUUACAUUGAUGCUAGAUGUCACAAUCUCAUGCUUCCUAUGGCUUCUAGUCUUCUCCAUUGGUAAUGUGUGGUUUCAAGUUCUGGUUUGGAAUCAUUUUAGUUCAAAAUCUUAUGAUGCUGAACUCAAUUUAUUUUCAUUCUCUACACUCAAGACUGUCUGUGCCCAUCAAAAAGGAGUAAGAUGAAUUUUAUGUCUUAAUCUGAUAAGUGGCCAUUCCAGAACCAAACACCAUGUUCCAGUUGUCUUCACUCUAGACUUCAUGACCUUUGCUGGCUCUAGAGUAUAUAACCUAUAGAAGUGGGAAAUUUCCAGAAUUCUCUAAUUCUUUAUCUGAUAUCUCCCUUUUUUCUCUGGUGAAAACUUGGCCCCCAGUGUCUUCUGACUCCAAAUCUCAUCCUGUAUAUGCCCAAAAUUCUAAACCUCAAAAUUUACAAUUGAGUCCCAUUCCAGAUCUUAUAACUCCAAGUCAUCUUGGGCCCAGAACUCAGCCUUCAAAACAUCUGGUUCUAGACCUUGUUUUAUAAGUUUCCUUGUUUCUAGAUCUUACAGCUCCCAAUUCCUGACCCUACCUCUCAUUCUACCCAGAUCCUUUUGGUUCUAGAACAUGAUCUCCAGGCUUCUUCUAAUUCUAGUCCUUGCUCUAUAAAUUCCUCUGGCUGUAGGUCUCACAGCUUCCAACUCCCUCUGGUUUCAGAGCCAAGUUCAUCAAACUCCCAAAUGUAGCCUCGAAUGCUUCUAAUUCUAGAAUCUGGACCUCACCCUGUAGAUUCCUCUGGUUCUGAAUCUUACCACAUCUGACUUCCUCAUCCAGACCCCACCUGCUUAACUCUCCCUACACCAUUUCCUGCUUUGUCUUAAGUCUCCCCAUUCCAGGAUCCUCUCUUAAGAGUUUUCUGUUUAUGGAAUUUAUCCCCAAGCUUCCUCGUUAGCAAUGUCACAUCCCUGAAAGCCCUCCAUCACUAGAACCCUUUCCAGUCCCCAUCUCCGUCUUCCAGAUGAACACUUUCUUUACUUCAGGUAUCUGGAGGGGGGAUCUGGGGCCCCCUCACAAUCCAGAAGACUUCCCCAGCCGCUCAGGCACACGCACACACCUUUCUGCAUAUCUCAGGGUGGGGGAGAGAGGCCAGGAAGCCUCAGUUCUCCACCACCACCUCUGUGUCACCUUCAACCUCCAGCACCCCCUUUCCAUAAUGGUGCUAUUCUUGACUUCCCACAGGAAGAGGCCUCUCUUUAUCAGCCAGACUCACCCCCUUUGGAAGGCAUUUCUCUCUCCGUUUUGCCAGAGGGUAGCCUGCCCAGAUUGGUGCUAUAGGGGUGAGAAGGGUCUGACCCCUCUCUCCUUCAAGGGGUGAUCUCAGUGGAGGAAAGCAAGCUGGUUGGAGGAGGGAAAGGGACUGGCCCUGAAACUCAUGAAUCUCUGUGCCACCAUAAAAACCUUGCCUUGCUAGGCACCAGAA
Molecule: messenger RNA, 4663 nt
Organism: Erinaceus europaeus (western European hedgehog)
Lineage: Eukaryota; Metazoa; Chordata; Mammalia; Eulipotyphla; Erinaceidae
Gene: HIF3A
Product: hypoxia inducible factor 3 subunit alpha
Exons: 15
Coding region: 106-2103 (665 amino acids)
Biological process (GO): regulation of transcription by RNA polymerase II; cellular response to hypoxia
Molecular function (GO): protein dimerization activity; DNA-binding transcription factor activity, RNA polymerase II-specific; RNA polymerase II transcription regulatory region sequence-specific DNA binding
Source: RefSeq, a predicted model, not a curated record